CCAACUAGAUAAAAACACUCAGGUUGGCUCUGUCCGGAAAAGUAAUUUAAACUGCCCGUUCGUUGAGGCAGACUUGUAAUUUAGAGGAGAAUGAGGCGGAUCCGCGCGCCGGGGAAGCCUUGGCCUGCGGCUGGGCCACGCCGGUGGAACGGCGCCUUCCGGGCUUUGUGCCUUCGCGCACGCGCUAUGGCGCCAACUCCGCCUCCUGGAGGCGCCGGGCCCCUUGCAAGGCGGGGCCCGGGGCGGUCGUGUGGGUGUGACGUAACUGCGCUCGACAGUCAGUGUUGCCGGGUGGCGAUGGCGGCUCCUCUGGAGUCCUCCGGGGAGGACCAACUGCGGAACUUUGUGCGAGUUUUGGAGAAGCGAGAUGGCACGGUGUUACGACUACAGCAGUACGGCUCCGGCGGCGUGGGUUGCGUUGUUUGGGAUGCUGCCAUCGUCCUUUCUAAAUACCUGGAAACGCCCGGGUUUUCCGGCGAUGGGGCCCACGCGCUGAGCCGGCGGUCGGUGCUGGAGCUGGGCUCUGGCACCGGGGCCGUGGGGCUCAUGGCUGCUACCCUCGGGGCAGAUGUCAUAGUCACCGACCUAGAGGAAUUGCAAGACUUGCUGAAGAUGAAUAUUAAUAUGAACAAGCACCUUGUCACUGGUUCUGUUCAAGCCAAGGUACUGAAAUGGGGGGAAGAAAUAGAAGACUUUACUUCUCCUCCAGACUACAUCCUGAUGGCCGACUGCAUAUAUUAUGAAGAGUCUUUGGAGCCACUGUUGAAAACCCUAAAAGAUCUCAGUGGAUCUGAGACUUGUAUUAUAUGUUGUUAUGAACAACGAACAAUGGGAAAAAAUCCAGAAAUUGAGAAAAAAUAUUUUGAGCUUCUUCAACUAGACUUUGACUUUGAAAAAAUUCCUUUGGAGAAACAUGAUGAAGAAUAUCGAAGUGAAGAUAUUCACAUUUUAUACAUCAGAAAGAAAAAAUCGCCUAUCCCAUGUACCAGGAUCUGGAGGCUCCCAGGGGAGCCCUCCGCUGAACCGACCUCCCCUUGGUUUGGAGGUCCCCCCACUCCUUCCUCCUGCAGAACACCCCUUCUUGGCCUCCUGUCAACCACCUGCUGCCCUUUUUUCAGGAGGUGACUGUGGCAUUGGGUGCUCUUCUCUUUCAGGUAACAGUGUGAUACUCUCGGGGGUAGGGAAGUCCCAGUAGAUUGUGGUUCAUACAGGCUUUAUAUCAGCUCUGGAUCAAUAUGCCCAAUUGUUAAUUCUCAGAGAGACUACUGAAUAAAAUAUCAUUUCACCAUAUGGCCAACUUGUCAAAUGUACCAAAAUAAACCAGUGUACUGACAGCUUGUUUCAAAGAGUCUCUCUGUAUGAAUAUAUUCAUGCAUAUAUUUUUCUCAAAUAUAGUCAGUGAAUAUAAAUAUAUUCUUUAUGCAUAGUCAUUGAUUCUGAAGAUGUCCAAUAAAUAGGAAUUUGUUUUUAAUGUGAAUAUAGUUAAUAAAUAUAUAUUUGUUUGGGGCUGAAUUGUGUACCUCCAAAAUUCAUAUAUUGAGGUCCUAAUACCUAGAACCUCAGAAUGUGACUGUAUUUGGAGAUAGAGCCUUUAAAGAGGUAAUUAAGUUGAAAUGAGGCCAUUAGGGUAGACCCUAACCAAAUAUGACUGGUGUCCUUAUAAGAAGAGGAGAUUAGGACACAGACAAAUAAAGAGGGAAGAUGAUGUGAAGACACAGGGAGAAAGCGGCUGUCUGCAAGCCAAGGGGAGAGGCUUCAGAAGAAACCAACCCUGCUGGCACCUUGAUCUUGGACUUCUAGCCUCCAUUACUGUGAAAAAAUAAAUUUCUAUCAUUUUAGCCACCCCAUCUCUGCUACUUUGUUAUGGCAGC
Kogia breviceps (pygmy sperm whale) is the source of this 1871-nucleotide messenger RNA. NCBI's taxonomy places the organism in Eukaryota, Metazoa, Chordata, Mammalia, Artiodactyla, Physeteridae. The record is from RefSeq and is a predicted model, not a curated record.